This is a messenger RNA of Gekko japonicus, 318 nucleotides long. RefSeq names its product beclin-1-like. The annotation marks the transcript as partial. Gene Ontology annotation, biological process: autophagy; cellular response to nitrogen starvation; autophagosome assembly. Lineage: Eukaryota; Metazoa; Chordata; Lepidosauria; Squamata; Gekkonidae. The record is from RefSeq and is a predicted model, not a curated record. Gene Ontology annotation, cellular component: phagophore assembly site; phosphatidylinositol 3-kinase complex, class III, type II; phosphatidylinositol 3-kinase complex, class III, type I. The transcript has 3 exons.
CCAGCCAACUGGGGCCCCAAAUACAAAUCUGUUAUGUGAUGGGGAAGAUUUAGACAAACCUCAGCAGGCUUUGCUCAUAAGAUAUGGAAGGAUGAUGUCAACAGAAAGUGCCAACAGCUUCACCCUGAUUGGGGAGGCCUCUGAUGGAGGCACCAUGGAAAACCUCAGCAGGAGACUCAAGGUUACGGGUGACCUGUUCGAUAUCAUGUCUGGGCAGACUGAUGUGGACCACCCUCUAUGUGAAGAAUGCACCGACACUCUUCUGGACCAGCUGGACACGCAGCUCAACAUCACCGAGAACGAAUGUCAGAACUACAA